AUGACCGAAAGCUACGAUAUCGUUAUUGUAGGUGCUGGCCCGGUAGGGCUCAUGCUCUCAGCAUGCCUCUUGCGCUUAGGGCCUUACAACAUCAAGCACAUUGACCAGCGGCCCGGGCCGACAGAGAUUGGGCGCGCCGAUGGAAUCCAGGCACGGACUCUCGAUGUGUUGCAGAAUCUGGGUCUGAAACGAGCCAUCAUGUCUUAUAAUCCAGGCCGAAUCUACGAGGUUGCAUUCUGGGAUGCUUCCAAGGACGGGACCGGUAUUCGACGCACGGGAACUUCGAGGAGUUAUCCCGAGUACAUUGACACAAGAUAUCCAUUUUCUACCAUCAUACACCAAGGCCGGAUUGAGAAGAUAUUCUUGGAUGAUUUAAAGGAUAGGAGACUCGAGAUCGAGAGGUCCUGGACUAUUGCAGGGUUUAGGAAAGACCCUUGCGGAGAGCAAUCCGAUCACCCACUGGUCGUGGACCUCGUCAGUGUGGACGGGAGAGAAAGUUCGACUGUACGAACAAAAUACUUAUUCGGUGCAGAUGGAGCGCGAAGCCGGGUGAGAGAUCUUCUUCGGGUACCGAUGUUGUCGAAAGAUCCAACGAUGCAUGUGUGGAGUGUUAUUGACGGGGUGGUCAAGAGCGACUUUCCGGACAUUCAGAUGAAAACGACAGUCCGCUCAUCCAAAGGCUCCGCUAUGAUAAUUCCUCAAGGAAAUAACCGAGUUCGUAUUUAUGUCCAGGUCUUUCCCAAGAAUGGACAAGAACCUGUCGCAUUUGCGACAGUGCCAAAAAUCCAGCAGGCGGCAAAUGAUAUUCUUGCCCCGUAUAAAGUGGAAUGGGAGGCAGUGGAUUGGCACUCUGCAUACCGAAUCGGACAAGGGUUUGCCUCAAGAUACUCUCUUGAUGAGCGAGUUUUUAUCGGAGGGGACGCAUGUCAUACGCACAGUCCCAAAGCCGGUCAGGGGAUGAACUACGGUUUCCUAGAUGCACACAAUCUUGCGUGGAAACUGCAUCUGGUCGAAGCUGGCUUUCUCCGCCGCUCCAUAUUGAAAACUUAUGAGGAGGAACGGAAGCGUGCAGCAGCAAAGCUGAUUGAGUUUGAUGCGACGUACGCGAACUUAUUUAGCUCUUCACGACCCGCUGGCGAGAAUAACGUUGCUCCGAGCUCUGAGUUCGUCCAAGUAUUCAAACAGAAUUCACUCUUGACAAGUGGCUACGGCGUCGAGUAUCCAGCGAACAGCUUGACUUGGCCUUCAACAACUUCUUCAACCAGCACAACAGCUCUGCUGCCUGGUCACAGUUUUCCUACCGCAACCGUAACGAGAGUUAUCGAUGCUAAUCCUGUCUACUUGGAACAGGAAAUUCCCUUCAACGGUAGCUACCGGAUAUACAUCUUCGCAGGAAAGCCUGUACUCACCUUGAAGACCAUAUUCGAUCUCGCUGAACAUUUGCAGUCCAAGGGUAGCAUCUUUCGCCGAUAUCAGCGAAAGGAUAUUGAUACCUCAUACGAAGGAAGACAUAAUCCCCACUCCCCGUUUUUCACCUUUUCGCUUGUUUUUCAUGCACCGCGGUCAAAUAUUGAAAUUCAGGAGUGCCUUCCGGACUAUUUCGCCUGCUAUAGGUACCAUCUUUACGCGGAUGAUCGUGAGUUGUCGCAGAGAGGUGAAGCCGCAGAGGAGAACGCCCACGUCAAGAUGGGCUUCGAUGUAGAGAAGGGUGGUAUAGUUGUUGUGCGCCCCGACGGGUACGUUGGAUGUAUCCUAGAGCUUAUUGAUGGAAGAGCGAGUGCUUUAGCUUUGGAUAGGUAUUUUGAGGCAAUCGUGCCAGGAAGUGAGCAUGAUGCUGUGGCGGCAAGGCUGUAA
Aspergillus niger is the source of this 1854-nucleotide messenger RNA. RefSeq lists its product as uncharacterized. The record is from RefSeq and is a predicted model, not a curated record. The coding region runs from base 1 to 1854 and encodes 617 amino acids. Lineage: Eukaryota; Fungi; Ascomycota; Eurotiomycetes; Eurotiales; Aspergillaceae. The transcript has 3 exons. Gene Ontology annotation, molecular function: FAD binding.